CGUAUGCAGCCUGCACAUGCGACCUCCGGAGGCUACAGCCUUCCGAUUGAGAAACGGCCUGUGUCUUUAAGAAACAGCCGGAAGCUGUAGCGGCCAGCGGGGUAUGCGCGCGCACUUUGACGAGGAAGAACGCGCGAUAAACAACAAGGCCAGCGAUCAAAUAACGCACAGCUUUGAUCUUCUCAAACAUUCAGAUGAUCAGAAACAGAAAAUGGCGGUCGAGCAGGGCAUUAAAAUGUUGGCGUUUCGAGGAGAUGUGCUGGUGUUCCAAUGCAAAACUUUAACCUCCAAAAGUCGAGAUCAACGUCGAGGUUCAGAGGUGUCGUUCUGCAGUCUGACCUUUGACCCAAACACUCAGAGUUUCUCAAAUAAAGAUCACACCAAGUACCCAUUACACAGGGACAGCGCUGCUGAAACAGACAUCGUUCACUGUUCAUCUGUUCUGGACGUACGACAGAGACGAAAAGUGCCGUGUGUUUUACUGAGACUGUGCAAGAAGAGAACGUCUGCUUUCAAAUACGUACUGUACUCCAUAAACACUCCCACAGAGACUAAGCUUCAUGUGGAAUUUGUGUUGCCGUAUGAGAUACGAGAUAAUAUUUCAAUAUUACAAGGCCCUACAUUGGUCUGGCGUCAUGAAGUCACAGUCUGCUUUAUAUCUUCACAGGCUCCUGGAGUAAAAGAGAUUCCUGUACCCAUGACUGUUAGUUUUAUUGGUGAACUGCCUCUCUGUCAGAGAAAACUAGUGGUUUUAGGUGCCCAUAAUGUUUCCAAAAAGAGCCCGGAUGAACCGUUUAAUGUCACGGGGUUAAAGAAUACACUGUACUUUAUAGAUGAUGACAGAAGUUUAAAUGGAGAUUGUCUUGUACCUGAUGCCUACAGUUGUGUGAUUCAGUACAUGACCGUGCUGUCCGCUGAAGACCUCGAUGGUUCUCUGAGAUCUGCUGUGCUGGCGGUCACAAACAUGAAACAGUUGGUGUAUUUUGAGAACGGUGUUCCUCUGGAUGUUUGUCUUCUGCCGUAUGAGAAUCCUCUGAGCAUUCAGACACUUCAUACAGUAAGAAAUGACUGUCUCAUCAUCAUCACCUUCAGUCAGAAGAACGUCUGUGCUGUGUGGAAAGAUACCUUCCAGGUGGGCAGUUGUUGGACUGACGUCCGUCUGAUUCUGGUGGAUGAUUUUUUGGGAUGUGGUACAGAUCAGAUGCUCCUCGUGUUUGAAGAGUCGAUGUCUUCAGGAGAGUUGCUUAGCAACUUCCUCCUCACGGAUCUGUGUGCCAUCACAUAUUCUUGUGUACAGUCAAACACAGAGAUGUUGAAUACAUCAGAGACGUUACAGGAGAAUUACCUGCUCACCGUAAGAGCCUUAGAGUCACGACUGCAGAGUGGUCUUAACUUCCUCGAGGACCUUCAGAGAGAUGUGAAUGUGAAAGAGAGACUCCUACAUCAGACGCUUGUUGCCCUAACUGACCUGAUAUCAGACCGAGAGCAUGUGAUGAUCUCUCCAGAACAGGAGGGGCUUGUUUCACUGUGGGAUGAAGAUGAUGAUGAUAAAGAGGUGAACGUCACUGAUGAGCGGAUGCAGACUGAAUGUGGUGAAGCUCUGAUGAAGGUGAACAGAGUUUGGCAGAGAGUCAUCGGGGAGAGUUUGAUCUGUGGCGUUGUCAUGACAACAACAAAUAACACAUCCUUGAAGAAUCUCAGCGCUUCAAUCAUAGCAGAUUGUCCUGUGUCAGUAAACAGCAGGAUUUUAACACAGCACUGCUUGACAUCAGAUAUGACUGUGUGCCGUGAUCCACCACCUGUGAAGAACAUCAGACGAUCUGAUUGGACCGCUGACGACGUCACAUCAACAUUCACACUACUGACAGUCACUGAUCUUCCUCCUUUAUUGACCUCCGCCAGCAUCAGACACCCCAUCAUACUUCAUUACUGCAGUGAAACAUCUUCACCUGAUAAACCUGCUCGAGUUUCUUACCAUUGCGGGCAGGUCUCAGUAGAUAUCAAAGAUAUUGCCAUUGGAAAGUUAAAUCCACAACUGUUACAGGACCGUAAACGCAAUACAGAUGAUGCUAGAGAAGAUCUCUUCAGCCUGAUGGCUGUGAUGGACUCGUGGUCUUUUAUCAUUGAUUGUUGUGAUCACACACUGGUGGAUGUUCAGGGUUGGUUACUGGACGUGAUGCACGCUGAGUGUCUGGAGGUGGAGCCACACUACGCCACACCUCCAUCUGCUUUACUGCUCUUUCAUUGGACACAGAAAACACCUUUCCAAGGGCUUUUAACAGUCCACUGCAGGGACGAGCUGCAUCUGCUGCAGUUUCUGAACUCACUGUGUGAUUUUCUGCCCGUGUCACAUCACGUGCGUCUGGUCAGGACCCCGAGAUCUCGUAGACACACUGGAGGUCUUUCACAGACUCUAGAGACAGAGAUACAAAGCAUCACACAAGAAGUGCUUUCUGUUCUUCAGUGUGAGGAGAGAGAGAUGAAAAGAGGAGAAAGAUCCUCCUCAGACGCCUCCUCUGAACCGCUGCAGAUAUUAAGGGAGGAGUGGCAGAUAGAGAGAGAGAAGUACAACAAGAGACUGCGCCCCCUGGUGGAUGCGACACGUUACUGCAGACUCAUAGAGAGAUGGAUUCACACGCAGAUGAACAGUGAUGUAGUCGCUCUAAUGGAGACGCGGGUGGAUUUACCUCCUCUGUAGAUGAAGGGUGAGAAAUAUCUCUCUAGUUCAGUUCCAACGCAACGCAAUAGUGCUGCAUAACGAUUAAUCGCAACUAAUCGUUUGCAGAAAAAUAUUGUUUAUAAUAAUUAUGUAUAUAUAAAAACACACACAUGCAUAUAUAAGUUUAAGAAAAAAGAAAUGUAUAUAUUAAGUAUUUAUAUUUUAUUAUAAUAUAAAUUAUAUGUAAAAAAUGUAUAUACACAUGUAAAUAUUUCUUUAAUAUAUUCAUGCAUGUGUGUGUGUUUAUAUAUAUGCAUAAUUAUUAUACACAGUACACACACACACACACAAAUAUGAUGUAAAUAAAAAAAUGUAUUCUUGAAAUGAUUAGUUGUGAUUAAUGUUUGGUAGAGCAGUAAUGAAUUUCUUUGACUUGUUAGCAGAUAUAACCGAUUAUAAAAGCACUCUCUGUGUGAAGUCAUACGAUGGAACAGAACUAAAUUCAUGUUUGUUGUUUACUCGUAUGCUUCACGUGUCUGGCAACUUUUAAAACUCAUUUUCGAGUCGGUGACCUGCUGUGACUGAGAGACAGAUCCAUUAUCACAGAACAUUGUGUUAUUUCUGUUCAUCACAUUUAACAAGAGUCAAAUACUUCUGUUUUGUCACUGUAAACUCCUACAUUUCUCUCUCCUCGGUAAAGAUAAUAGAAGUAAGUUUGAAGUGACACGAGGGUAAAAUAUAAAGGAACUUCUCACUCAUAUUUUUCAGUCCACCCUCCUUUGACAGCCAGACAUCUCAUCUUAAUCCAUGUUGAAUGAUUAACAUCAAGCCCGAGGAGUUUCGGUGAGCUUCUGGUGGGUUCUCCAGAGGUUCCUCUAAUGUUUCUGUGACAUUUCUAAACACUUAAGCGUCUCUUCAUCCCAGAAGCACACAGAUGAGCCGGUCACCCGUGUUUACCCUGCUGUUUGUUCUUCACAGAAAGAAAACACGUUAGUCCUAAACCAGCUGAGCUUUAUCUUCACUAGUCUAACAAAUCCCACAUCACCUGCGCUCUUAAAAUGAAUGUGAACAUUUUUGGAAAGAUUAAUCUGUAAUAAAGAAAGCAACUUUUUAUCAUCACUGCUGAGAAAUGAGAUUUAAUAAAAUCUGACUGUUUGACUCAGAAAAACAUAACUGGGCCUUUUCUUAGAAAAAUAAAAAAUAAGCUAUUACGUUUUGCAGAGAGAUGAACUGUGCGAUUUUAGUUUUACAAGGGCCGUUUCUCAAUACCAAGAAAGCUUGUAAAAGUGGAUUUUGCGUAACGGGUACCCUUUGAUGUUCAGACUCAGAAGAACGAUCUCCCGAAGACAGUAGGACGUCAGUUCGGUUAUAUUGCAAAUGACCAAUACAUGCAGCCCUGAC
Molecule: messenger RNA, 4060 nt
Organism: Misgurnus anguillicaudatus (oriental weatherfish)
Lineage: Eukaryota; Metazoa; Chordata; Actinopteri; Cypriniformes; Cobitidae
Gene: fancb
Product: FA complementation group B
Biological process (GO): positive regulation of double-strand break repair via homologous recombination; replication-born double-strand break repair via sister chromatid exchange; interstrand cross-link repair
Cellular component (GO): Fanconi anaemia nuclear complex
Source: RefSeq, a predicted model, not a curated record